GUGGUGACGCGCGCGGAAGCGCCCUGGGCAGCCUCGGAAGCCGGCGGGCAGCAGAGCGGCGGCGGCGGCCACGGCCGGGCGCCCCGACGGCAGGGGCCCCCGGAACGCUCGGAGGCGCUGACCCCCUGCGGCCCCGCCGCCGUCCUCGGCGGCCCCAUGAGUCGGGAGACCAUGCCCCAGCCGGGAGCCUGGUUGGGCGCAAGCUGUGCGGAGAAGCUGGCGCGGGAGGCGGGGGCCGUGUCUCCGGGCCCCGGCAGAGCCGCCGCGCGGGAGGGCGGGAAGGCGGCGGCCAGCGGGCAGCCGCGGGCCCCGGUGCGGUGCCCGGCCGAGCACGAGGAGGACAUGUAUCGUGCUGCGGAUGAAAUAGAAAAGGAGAAAGAGUUACUUAUACAUGAAAGAGGGUUAUCAGAACCUAAAUUAAGUGUAGCUCCUGAAAUGGAUAUCAUGGACUACUGCAAAAAAGAAUGGAGAGGAAAUACUCAAAAAGCUACAUGUAUGAAAAAGGGCUACGAAGAGGUAUCUCAGAAAUUCACCUCCAUAAGGCGAGUCCGCGGAGAUAACUACUGUGCGCUGAGGGCCACGCUGUUCCAGGCCAUGAGCCAGCCGGCGGGGCUGCCCUCCUGGCUGCAGGACCCGGAGCUCACGCUGUUACCAGAAAAACUCAUAAGCAAAUACAGCUGGAUCAAGCAGUGGAAACUUGGAUUGAAAUUUGAGGGGAAGAGCGAGGACCUGGUUGAUAAAAUUAAGGAGUCCCUCACUUUACUAAGGAAGAAGUGGGCAGGCUUGGCUGAACUGAGAACUGCUGAAGCAAGGCAGAUAGCUUGUGAUGAACUGUUCACAAAUGAAGAGGAAGAAUAUAGCCUUUAUGAAGCUGUAAAAUUUUUAAUGUUACACAGAGCCAUUGAACUGUAUGAUGAUAAAGAGAAGGGAGAGGACGUACCAUUUUUCUCUGUGCUUCUGUUUGCUCGGGACACAUCCAGUGACCCUGGACAGCUACUGAGGAACCAUCUAAAUCAGGUGGGACACACUGGUGGCCUCGAACAGAUUGAAAUGUUCCUUCUGGCCUAUGCUGUGCGCCACACCAUCCAGGUGUACCGGCUCUCCAAGUACAGCACUGAGGAGUUCAUCACGGUCUACCCCACAGACCCUCCCAGGGACUGGCCGGUGGUGACCCUCAUCGCCGAGGACGAUCGGCACUACAACAUCCCCGUCAGAGUGUGUGAGGAGACGAGUUUGUGAGAGACAUACACCCGGACAGCCUGGCAGCAGGGCCAAAGUGUGCGGGCAGCUCCUCAGCUCGGGCCUCGGCCUGCUGGUCUCUUAGAAUGAAUUACGUGGACUCUUGGACCCUGUGAGCCAAGCUGGCCUGGGAUGUUCUGAAGACUAGCUUCUGAUAAUGAGUUAACCAAGUUUUCUCCUCAUUUAUGAUGCAAUAUGUUUUAGGGGACCUUUCAGAGCCACAUCUGUUGGAAGGUGCACCAUCUUUUCCAUAAAACAAAUAACUUUAGUAUCAGGAGAAUAUGUUCUUUUUAUCUCAAACCAAACUUUCUCUAUUAGUAAACUGGCUUUCAAAUUUUUUUUUUAAUAGUAAUUUUUUUGUUUUGGUGGUAAUGGGUCUCUGAGGUGCCCUUCCUAUGCAGUCUGCUUACGCGGUAUAAUUCUGGGAUGGAGUCUGCUAAUGGCACAGUCUCAACAUCCUCUGAUAGUCUUGGCAAGCAGUGAUUGGGAUUUACAUACUAAUUAAAGCUACCUUAAACAGAUUAUUUAAUAGAAGAUUGAGAAUUGGUUUAUUUAAAGGCUGGAGAGGAGCAGGAGGGAGAUGAUGGCACCUGGAAAUCUUUGCUCUUCGAGGACAUGACCAGUGUUGAGGCCGCAGCCACACCAGGUCUGGUGCUGGUUGCAAGUGGUGUGCUUUAGUGUCAGGCUGUUUAUUACUCUGUGGCCUAUAGGUUCACUAUUAUAGUCAGAACAGAGCUCAGAUCUACCUGUGUUUUUAGAGGAAACCAAGGCCAAAUGACCGCAGGCACUCAUCUGAGUUUAGGGGUGGGAUAAGCUGGAUCCAGGUGUUCCUGUGCCCUUUUCCUGCUAUUUUUUAGGAUGUUUCUAUUGCCAAAUUCAUCUGCUGGCAGUAUCUCAGGUUUUUCAUGAGUUAGUUUAAGCAGAAGUGUGUACUAAAACAGUGCAAAAGUAUGGCUAUGCUGCAUCUGCCCCUGAUUUGUUUUGGAAAGCCUGAGGGAGGCAGUGUUCUGGGCCAUGAGCAAUUGCCUGCAUGGUGACCGGAUGGUGGUUACGGGGCAGCCUAGCUGAGCGUGGCCUGCAUUAGGACUUGAAUUGUCUACGUGAGGCGUUGACUGUGGACACUGCUCACAGUAACCAGACACGUCACUCUUUAGGGUUGUACCAGCAGCACCUGAAUUGGCUCAGCAUUAGUGGAGGUGGUGUUUCCCUGAAGCACUGAGCUUUAUUUUAGAAUAACUUAAAUCUUCAUUUGGUGCAGUUUAAUAGUUUAUAAGCUCUCUAAUCUGUGUUUUUUUUCAGAGGGGCGAACCUUUUUUGAAAAUCUAAGUUUUGCUUUCAUUUCAAAUUCUUAGUUGAGAAAACUCAGAGGCUACACAAAACUACACAGACUGUUACGUUAGUAUUUUCCCCAUGACCUCGUCAGUACUAGUCACCACGUUUUGGUAGAUGCUAAUUCCCUGAAUCAAAUUCUGCUCUAAAUGUGUGUGGAUUGGAGAGGCUUGUGUUUUUCACUGUGAAAUGCAAUGGUGCCUGGAUAGGAGGUGCCUAGAAGCCAAGUUCAAGUAAUAAUAAUGACUUCUUGUUGGCUUCGAUGCUUCAUUUUAGUAUUUGUAACAUAACAGGAAAUACAUACCAUUUCAUUCUUGAGUAUUUUUAAAAGCAUAACUUCAAAUGUGUAGGUUUGAACAAGGCAGCAGGAAUCUGUGUUCCUCUGACCGUUUGUUCAUACCCACCAUUGAAUUUUAACAGUACUCAUGAUCAUUUGUCUUUGAAUUUUGAAAAUAAUCUAAUCUCAGUGAACUUGAACUGGACUUCUGGGCAACUUAAUUGUUUACAUUUUAUACUUUUUUCUUGUUUCUAUGUAUGAUAUUGUUAAAUUGUGGUCUUCACUCCUACACUGAUAAAAAUUCAAAAAGGUAAGUUUAAUUGGUUUUCUGUCCCAAGGCCUUAUUUGACUCUGCUCUGAGACAUCGUCCAGGCUUAGCGGGGUCACAGCAUAAGAGGAGCAAAGCUGUCCAUGAAACAGUGCUUCAGGAAAUACAGAUGAUUGGCCAACUUUAAAAAUAACAUCUGUUUGUUGCAACAUGCAACUUCAGUUACUCAGAUUCCUAAUUCCAUUUCUCAUUCCUGGUCUUGGGCUGGCCAGUGACAUGAGCAGAAUAAAAAUGGAAUUGAGACCAAAAUGGAUUCAAGAGAACAAUUAUUUAGAAGGACCUCUAAAAUGAUCAAGUAUCUAGAAGGAAAGUUAGUGGGAACUGCACUGUGCUUACUUUCAAUCCCAGAGUUUAUUGCAAGAGUUCAGAGAUUUUGAACCCCAUGAUUUUGGCAGAAAGAUGAUCUCUACCUUAAGCAGGCAUGACUUAUUCCUUUGAGCUCAUUUAAGGUACAUUUAAAUAUAAAUGGUACAUAAAAAAUUAAUAAAGAAUUUCUGUGUAGCAAGUUCCAUGGCAUUAGCUUUGCUCCUUCAGAAUUUUUUCUGGCUCCCCUCCUCACCUGCAUAUACAGCUGUUCAUCUCACCCAUACACCUGGAACGGUGAUGUCAGCAGUGGAGAACAUGAGGCCAGUGUGUGGUUUUUCACUUGUGAUCUAGACGUAGGUGGAAUUUGAUCUGAAAAGCUUGCAGUUCCUCUUCCUUCGAAUACGGCAUACCUGAAAAUGUUUUAAAAGCACAGAACAAGACUGACCCUGUUUUCUUUAUAUAGCAAUUUCUACUUUUAUUAUACUGUUAUAUAUUCAGUUAAUGCCUGAUGAAAUUUUUCUUUAAGAAAAACAGACAUUGCCUUUGUGUUCUUUCAUUAGUCUUACCAGGUAAAAUCUCAGGCCAUAUGCACUAACACCUCUGAUGGGAGAAAUGGCCUUUGCAGGUUAUAUGCUUGUUUUCUUUUUAGUAUUUUUGUUUUAAGAGGCUGUGCUAGUCCUCCUGCUCUCACCCUCACUCCCACGUGCUGUUUUCUUCCAGAUAAUGACUGAAGUGCUUAUGGAAAUGACAUCAUUGCAUUUAAUGAUGUAGCGCCUUUACCAUCAGCAUAGAUGUAGGACUCCAGUAUUCUUCCUGGCUGUUCUCCUUUCUGAUGUUAAACUAGAGUUAGAUUAUCUUCUUUUCUCUUUUUCUUAAGCAACACUUUGCAGGUACUCCCCCUUGAAAGCCAGAAAGUUAUUUUCAGAAGUAUAUACCUCCAGGGCAUCUCACUUGUAGGCAUACAUAAAAAUAAAUGCCUUUUUAAAAGA
Messenger RNA from Eptesicus fuscus (big brown bat), 4468 nucleotides. RefSeq names its product OTU deubiquitinase with linear linkage specificity (gene OTULIN). Gene Ontology annotation, biological process: protein linear deubiquitination. Bases 157 to 1239 code for a protein of 360 amino acids. The transcript has 7 exons. Gene Ontology annotation, molecular function: cysteine-type deubiquitinase activity. NCBI's taxonomy places the organism in Eukaryota, Metazoa, Chordata, Mammalia, Chiroptera, Vespertilionidae. The record is from RefSeq and is a predicted model, not a curated record.